GGUAAAGGACGGGAGUAUUGAGAAGCUGCCGAGAUCGAUGUGAGGAUUUGACGUCUGUAGUGAAAACUUGACAGUUCUCGGUCGUAUUUAAGCAGGCAAAAUGACAAUUAUCACGAAACCAUUAAGUGAAAAAAAGGCAGACAAGAAGGAAGCUCCCUUAGUUAUAAAUGAAGAGAUUGGAAACUACCCCUCAAAACCUGAUUUGGAAGGAGCUGCAGAAACAGAACCACAAUACUUUGUUUUGCGUACUCGAGCGCGUAGAGUUUCAGCUGCUACAACAAUAUGUUUAUUUCUAACUGCUCUGUUAGUAAUGAGCAUCGGAAUCAUAGCCGGAGUGUAUCUCUACAGACAAUUUGCAAGAUCUCAGGUGCAACGUUUUCGUGGUUGGUGCACAAUCCCAUAUGAAGGUACACAUGCCACAAUGUAUUUGGAUGACAGAAGCAACCAAAACGUGAAUUCAGAUUCAUAUGUUGCAGAUUCAGACUUGUUUGCUAGUUGGGCGAGGACCAGGGACUCUGAUGAUGAUGAAUUAAAUGAAACCAACAAGCUGGAAGGCUAUUUCAAAGAAGAAUUUGAAAUGGAUUUAGUAAAUGAAGAUUUUGAGAAAAUUGAUGUUCCUGAAUUCAAGGGAGGACGAAGAGGAAGAUUCGUUCAUGAUUUCAAUGCUAACAAAACUGGCAUUGUUGACUUAGAUUCUCAGCGUUGUUUUGUAAUGCCUCUGGAUCGCAGUCGCGUACUGCCACCACACAGCAUGUUGGAUCUUAUUAAAAAAAUGUGGAAUGGUUAUUAUGAAGUUGAUACAAAUGUGGUAAGAGAAACUAUGAGAGUUGUUGUACCGCCUAUUAAAGAUUACAGCUCCGUUGGCAUUUACAUAGCAAGAGAAUGUAAAAAUGUACCAACAUAUUUGUUGGAGAAAGUUACUUCACCAGUUUUCAAAAGAAGUGUACUUGAAAACAAUGCCAAGUUUGCAGAAUUUGCAGGGAAGAAGAUAUUAGAAGUUGAUCUCAUUAAUAUGCCUGAGAUUUUAGAGUAUGAAGCUCAAAAUCUGCAAGGUGCUUAAUAAUGUGUGGAGAACAGUGACAUAUUUAUUGUAUUAUUUGUUACCAGCAUAUAUAAGACCUGUUUUAGGCAGAGUUUGCUGCUGUUAGUAACUUUAUUGUUUCAUAAGUCUGGUGGUUUGGAAGACUGAGCAGUAUGCUGAAAUAUAUGUUAAGUUUUAGGUGUUCUGGUAAUGAGACUGUGGGUGCAGAUGUAAAUGAAAUGAAAUGUAUAUUCCUUCAUUUGUUAAAAUGGAGAAAGCUCAGAAUUCUACUUAAGAAUAGAAUCUCAGUUAUUCCUUACAUAUCAGAAUAUACCUUUCAGUCCAAAUUGAUAAUGGAGCCUUUACCCCUCAGAGGAAGUGGUGACAGUUUGUUAGAUACAAAUUUCAAUACUUUUACUUUUUUGUCCUUAUGAGGAAAGAGCUUACACUCUACUGUGACAAAAAAAUUGUUCCAUUCAGUACAGAUUUGCGGGCAAGUACAUUCUUGUUAUAAGCUUUAUCAGAUAUCCCUGUGGAAGUGUGUUAUGAGUUUUGGGAUUAGACAUUCAGUAGAAAACAUUUUAGUUCCUUUAGAUAUGAAUUUAUAUACUAAAGAGUUUAAAUGUAUUUUAUUUGCAGAUAAUAGUUUACAUGUUGAACUCUUGUUGUUUAUAUACUUUUAGAAUAACAUCCAUGUUACUUUACAAUAUAAAACUGUAGUUUCCAGUUUCAGAAAAUAAAAAUCAUAUAACAGUAA
Schistocerca cancellata (South American locust) is the source of this 1778-nucleotide messenger RNA. Its product is annotated as integral membrane protein 2C. The transcript has 7 exons. Bases 101 to 1060 code for a protein of 319 amino acids. Gene Ontology annotation, cellular component: extracellular exosome; Golgi apparatus; plasma membrane. The record is from RefSeq and is a predicted model, not a curated record. Gene Ontology annotation, molecular function: amyloid-beta binding. Lineage: Eukaryota; Metazoa; Arthropoda; Insecta; Orthoptera; Acrididae. Gene Ontology annotation, biological process: negative regulation of amyloid precursor protein biosynthetic process.